AUGGCCUCAUCCUCCAUAUUCCCUUUCCACGUGGGGGAGGCUUCAAACGAACGUAUCAAGCUCAUCCCCUUCGAUCCAGAGCAACACUGCGAAACCUUCUUCCGCAUAUCAUCGCCCCAUCCCGAGAUAUACACACACUUACCCUUGCUUCCGCCGGCUUCAGCAAUCGAACUCAAAUCUCUCUUCUACAAUAAUUCCACGAGCCAUAUUCUGUCCUUCUCCAACCCAGAGUCAUUCGCAUUUGCCAUUAUAGACAAGACACAGCCACCAUCCCCAGAAGACCCCGAAGGUGAACUAGCGGGAACUGUGAGCUUCAUUCGUACAUCGCCGACAAACCUCUGCACAGAGAUUGGAUUUAUUGUCAUCUUGCCUCCGUACCAGCGAACCCAUGUGGCAACUAAUGCCGUUGGACUCGCUCUACAGCUUGCCUUUGAAUCCACCGAGAAAGGAGGCCUUGGAUUGCGCAGAGUACAUUGGUCGGCUAGCACGAUGAACCCGGCUAGUUCUCGACUUGCACAGAGGAUGGGGUUUGAAAAGGUCGGGAUCAUACCUUGGCAUAUGCGGUUUGUGAAAGGGAAGAUACGUGGGAAAGUUGGAAAUGGUAGGGAGUUGCCGCCUGGAAGUGAUCCUGAGGAUUUGUGGAGAGACACACUGAGCCUUAGUCUGGCAUGGGAUCAGUGGGGAAAUGGCGCGAGAGAAAGGGCAGCGAAGGCUAUGGAGAGAUAA
Molecule: messenger RNA, 726 nt
Organism: Penicillium samsonianum
Lineage: Eukaryota; Fungi; Ascomycota; Eurotiomycetes; Eurotiales; Aspergillaceae
Product: GNAT family N-acetyltransferase
Exons: 1
Coding region: 1-726 (241 amino acids)
Molecular function (GO): protein-N-terminal-alanine acetyltransferase activity; protein N-terminal-serine acetyltransferase activity
Source: RefSeq, a predicted model, not a curated record